Arachis stenosperma is the source of this 1292-nucleotide messenger RNA. RefSeq names its product glycine cleavage system H protein, mitochondrial-like. Bases 165 to 668 code for a protein of 167 amino acids. Gene Ontology annotation, cellular component: mitochondrion; cytoplasm; glycine cleavage complex. Lineage: Eukaryota; Viridiplantae; Streptophyta; Magnoliopsida; Fabales; Fabaceae. The transcript is spliced from 2 exons. Gene Ontology annotation, biological process: protein lipoylation; glycine decarboxylation via glycine cleavage system. The record is from RefSeq and is a predicted model, not a curated record.
UGUUGUAUGGAUAACAUUAAAGAAGCAUAAGAUAGAGGAGACGGUGCAAACACAAAGUAUAAGGAUGAGGAAUUGGCUGGCUACCAUACAUCCAAGAUAAAGAGAAAAAAUUGCCAGAGAUAAAACACACACACAUAUCUCUCUAUCAUAUUCUUGUUACAACCAUGGCACUCAGGCUGUGGGCUUCUUCAACUGCAAAUGCACUCAAACUAUCUUCAGCAGCUUCUAGAACUCAUCACCUCCCUUCUCCCUUCUUUCUCUCCAGAUGCUUCUCUACCGUGUUGGAUGGACUCAAGUACGCAAACUCACAUGAAUGGGUCAAGCAUGAAGGCUCAGUGGCCACCAUUGGAAUCACUGACCAUGCUCAGGACCAUCUUGGAGAGGUUGUGUUUGUAGAUCUGCCUGAACCGGGUGGUUCAGUGAAACAAGGAGGCAGCUUUGGAGCGGUUGAGAGUGUGAAGGCAACCAGUGAUGUCAACUCUCCAAUCUCUGGUGAAAUCAUUGAGGUUAACGCUUCUCUCAAGGAAACCCCUGGCCUGAUAAACUCGAGCCCGUACGAACGUGGAUGGAUGAUAAAAGUAAAGCCAACUAGUCCAGCUGAAUUGGAUUCCUUGCUGGGACCAAAGGAGUACACUAAAUUCUGCCAAGAAGAAGAUGCUGCACAUUGAAUAUCUUUUAAUAUGCAUUGGACUAACUGUUUUUUUCACUAUCUUAUAUUAUCAUCAUCUUGUUAUUUUAAUGAACAACUGCUUUUUCCUUUCAUCUAAACUUUGAAUUUUGAAGCAGUUGUACAAUGUAAUGGAAUGAAAUUAUUUAUGCCAAGAACAAGUGUUAUGUGAAGGCGAAGUCUGUGGCCAAACCAAAACAAAGGCUAAGGUGGCCAAGGACAAAUGUCUAAUCUAAAAGGAACACGUGGUAUUUUUUAAGAGAGUAGAUCGGAGGAGUUGAUUGGAUCAAACAUGAGAAACACGGCGAGGAGAGAUCAAACGGCGGCGACUCCAACAAGAGGAACACGAGUCAGCGACAGAGUUCGUUGAGGUGCGUGGGCAAAAAAAGACCGUCAGCAUGGCUUACAUUAACCUGAGCGACGCCCACGGAAGAAGUGGGAGGAAAAGGUUAGGCUAGUCCAGCGGCUACGGCACCAUAUGACCGACGGAGAGUACCUGGGCGAUAGAGAACGUAGGUUUCAGUAGCCGAUCGGGUUCAGUGUGGGUAUGUCUUUAGUUUUCUCUGAGUAAAUGCACGAUGGUUAUGGGUAUUUUGAAAUGAGAAAGUACUCACUUUUAUUCAAA